This is a messenger RNA of Tachysurus fulvidraco (yellow catfish), 2064 nucleotides long. RefSeq names its product mannan-binding lectin serine protease 2-like. The record is from RefSeq and is a predicted model, not a curated record. Bases 133 to 1626 code for a protein of 497 amino acids. Gene Ontology annotation, molecular function: serine-type endopeptidase activity; calcium ion binding. Gene Ontology annotation, biological process: proteolysis. NCBI's taxonomy places the organism in Eukaryota, Metazoa, Chordata, Actinopteri, Siluriformes, Bagridae. The transcript is spliced from 9 exons.
CUCAGCACAAAAGCAAUGUAAACACAAGUUAAUCGAUUUUAGUGACACAUUAACAUGACUAAACAUAAAUAAAGGGAGAUUAAGUUAAGUUCAUUCAGUAUCUGCUCAGAAGAUUGAAAUUUAUAACCAGUCAUGAUAAUUCUCAGUGUGUGUGUGCUACUGCUGCCACUGGUAUGUUCACAACCACAGGGCUGGUUAAGCUCUCCUGAUCAUCCUUUGGCAUACCCCAGCAACAGCACAAAGAACUGGACCCUAUGUGCCUCUCCAGGCUUUGCAGUAUCUCUAACUCUCAUUCACCUGGACCUGGAGAACAGUGCAGAGUGUGAACAUGAUGCUCUCAAGAUAUUCACUGGCAACAAUCUAAACAAGACUCUGUGUGGCAGCAUGUCCUUUACUGAGAUGGAGUCUUCUAUCAAUCCUCAUCUUCACUCUGCUUCUGGAGGUUGUUUAUACAUUUAUUUCCAUUCAGAUGACUCACACCCACAGGUUCAUACUGGAUUCAAUGCCUUCUACCAAACACAAGAUGUUGAUGAAUGUGCCAGCAAGAGUAAUCCAUGCAGUCAUUUUUGCUACAAUUUUAUUGGAGGAUUCCGUUGUAGCUGCCCACAUGGAUACCUUCUCAACCACAACAAAGUGACCUGUGAAGCAAUUAAAUGUGGGAACCCUAAAACAUUGCUGAAUGGACAUGUGGAAUUUGUUAAAGGUUCUAAUAAUGAAUAUUUGUCAGUCAUUGAGUACCACUGCAAUAAACCUUAUUACACUUCCAAGGGAAAACAUUAUGGGAACUAUACAUGUAGUGCUGCACAAAUAUGGAAGGAAAAUGGCAAUGAUAUACUUCCUUCAUGUCAUUAUGUAUGUGGUCAGCAAAAAUUAAUGUCUCAAUAUAGCAGAAUAAUUGGAGGAAAACCGGCUCCUUCUGGCUCCUUUCCCUGGCAAGUCUACCUUUACAUUAAUCCACAAAGAGGAGGGGCAUUUAUCAUUGGAGAAACAUGGUUAAUGACUGCAGCUCACAAUUUGGUUAGAGACCAUGUAAAAGGCCCUAUAAACAAGGAAAAUGUGCAGGCAUAUGCUGGGCAUAAUAAUUUAAAUGAAAUGGAAAAGUAUAUCACCCUUAAUAUAUCAUCAAUCCAUGUACAUGAAAACUACACUACAGGAUUUGACAACGAUAUUGCCCUAAUUAAGCUCAAGUCACCAAUCACAUUCAGUGAGAAUAUCAGGCCAGUUUGUCUACCACCAAAUACUGCUGAAUGGAAGAAGUACAGAGGGUUCGUAUCUGGUUAUGGAUUAAUCGAUGUCGAAAUGGGUAAAGUUGCCGAUGAACUAAUGUAUGUUGAUAUUCCCACUGUGGACCAACUUACAUGUAGAAAGUCCUUUGAAAAGGAAAGAAGUAAUGACAUUCCCCAUGUUACAGACAACAUGUUUUGUGCUGGAUUGAGUGGGGGUGGAAUGGACUCAUGCUCUGGUGAUAGUGGCUCGGCCUUUGUUGUACGAGAAAACGAUGUAUACUGUGCAUUAGGUAUCGUUAGCUGGGGUUUAAAACUUUGUGGCUCUAAAGGCAUGUAUGGCGUGUAUACCAAAGUGUCACAGUACCUUGACUGGAUAAACAAGACAAUGAGUGAAAACUAGUGAUUGUUUCAAGUAGCAGUUUGUUUUUUCUACCAAUUAUAAGCAAUUAUGAUUUUUGGUAUAAUAAUUUCAAAUGUUAUAGAAUGUUAUUUUAGACAUGAGACAUUAUUUUCCAGUAAAUCUACUAUAAAAAACUGAAAUUAUUUAAAUGUAUAUUAAGAAUAUUUGCAUUAAUCUUCUAACAUCUAGCCAUUUGACUUGAUUAUAUGCCCAGCUCCCAAAUGCUGUUUUAAAGAGUAUGAAUAAACUGUAAGCAAACAAACUGGUGUACACAGUUUAUCACUGUGUUUUUAUUACUGCAAAUUACUGUGAUUUUACAUGUAUUCCAUGUAUUAAUAUAAGUUGAUUAAUGCACAUUUUAUGUUACACUCAUCAAACUCAACAAAUUAUGUUAAAAAAGUGUUACACUGAACAAAUAAAGGAGAAUAUUUAAAAACA